Giardia duodenalis is the source of this 597-nucleotide messenger RNA. RefSeq lists its product as uncharacterized. The transcript has a single exon. The record is from RefSeq and is a predicted model, not a curated record. NCBI's taxonomy places the organism in Eukaryota, Fornicata, Diplomonadida, Hexamitidae. The coding region runs from base 1 to 597 and encodes 198 amino acids.
AUGGAGAAUAUUGAUGGUUUACUCUACCGCAAGGAAACAGCCAAAGCCUUGCUUGAACGCCUUGCUUCUAUGCCUCUGGAUAAUGUCAAUCCCAAUGAAGUCAUCUCUGCCACAUUUUUCGCCUAUUUAUUCGAUGAAGACUUCAGCCAUGCCCAGGCGGUGUUUACCGGGCUGAAGCCGGCAGACUUGGUUUCUAAGCCGGGAUUAGCUGCAGCAGGUAUUUUACUGCUCGUGGUUCUGGCUGAGUCAGCCACCACGAGCUGGGAUAGUACAAAGCUUUUGUGUGAGGCAACAGCCUAUGCUACCGAGCUCUACGUGCGUGAUUCAAGUUGCAGUACGUUUGAACAUCUUCAUGACUCUAUGGUCUUAUUCGGUUCGGGAGCUAUUUCCCUGUUUAUAGCUGAGCUCGACAAACUGUCUGAGGCUCACUCAGUGGAGCUAGCACCGCUCCUUCCUGCUCUUCAGGAAUGCACUAAUGAUAGAGGUAGACGAGCGCUGAGCCUCCUGCGCUCUGCAAAGGGUCAGGUUGAGGAGCCAUUUAUGCGAAAGCUUGCCGAAUUGAGGGGGCUGGAUGCAUCCCAUGGGAAAAUAGUGUAA